Molecule: messenger RNA, 651 nt
Organism: Rotaria sp. Silwood2
Lineage: Eukaryota; Metazoa; Rotifera; Eurotatoria; Philodinida; Philodinidae
Source: the annotation of a GenBank genome assembly
AUGAAACGAGUUCGAGAACUUACCCUUUCUGACAAUAAUGGAAACGAAUUAUCAAAUAUAUAUGUUAUAUUUAUCUCAGGCAUAGAUGAUACUCGUGAUCAGAAUUCAUCCAUACUAUCAUAUGUAAAAUUCGAUCUUGAAAAAUUAAUCAAUGAUAUUAAAGAUUUACCAUUAGGUUUUCACGAGAAUCGUCUGCAACAAAUAUCUGCGUAUGCAGUAGCUCGAGUAAUUAAUAUUUAUUUUCGUUGUGGUUAUAUUUUGAAAGUAAUGAAAUAUAAAGUAUUGGCAGAUUUUGCUGCUGUUGUGUCAUUUCUGGAUUUAAUUCCGAGAUAUUUUGCACGCGAACAUAUUCGUCAAAAUUUUAGUGUUAAUACUCAAUUCAAAAUUGAAAUCGAUGAACCUGGUUUUAAAACAUCAGCUUUAAAAAACACGUUUGAAUUUAGUAAUGUUUCAAGUGGAGAGAAAGUAAAAAAUGUAUCUUCAAUGGUUGUUAAGACUGCAGUAGGUAUAGCUACUGCUGGUGUUUCAAUGUUAGACGAUGGUCUUAGAGCUGUUGCAGUCGCUGCUGUAGAUACUGUACAUGGUUUGUCUGUUGAUGUACUAUUAACUACAGAAAUGUGUGCUUGGUCAGCUGUAUCCAACGGUAAAUAA